AUGUGCUGGUCAUCACUCCAUGGCUACCAGGGACCUGGAGCCCUUGAAUCUGAAGAAACAACCGCGAUAAUUGCAGCCACGCAAGGUUUCCUCGCCGCACUGAGCACCAAGUCUCGUGUCGAUUUUGAUAAACACUGCGUGCGAGCCGGAGGGAUGUCCCUUUCGCCCCCGCCUCCAACAGGCCUCCGGUUCUGCACCCUCGGUUCAUUUGUUGAGCAUGUUGCUUCGAUCAAAGAUGUCAUCGACGAGCGGAUAUGGGACCCCGAAGUGAAGGUUCACGAAGCUGGAAACUUGGCUGCUGUAUGGGCGCCAUUUCGGGCGAAAAUCAAUGGAAUCGUCGACCACGUCGGUGUUGAGCUUUUCGUUUUGCACAAAAUUGAUGGGAAAUGGAAGGUGACUGGGCUGGCCGACUCAUGCCGACUGCCGACUGUGGAGGAGAUGCUCUUGGAGUAA
This is a messenger RNA of Penicillium brevicompactum, 453 nucleotides long. RefSeq lists its product as uncharacterized. NCBI's taxonomy places the organism in Eukaryota, Fungi, Ascomycota, Eurotiomycetes, Eurotiales, Aspergillaceae. The transcript has a single exon. The coding region runs from base 1 to 453 and encodes 150 amino acids. The record is from RefSeq and is a predicted model, not a curated record.